AUGGACGGCUCGCUCUAUGAUAGUUUCCGGUGGUUAGACGAAGAUACGGAUCUCGACCUAAGUCUAGACAACUAUCAGCAGCAGGCGCCGAGCUCACCGUCAUGCCUAACAUCCAGACGGAGACCAUCUUUUCGAAGAACUUUGUCUUUCAACUCGGUCAAUCUGUCUCGCAAGUCAAUAUUAUUGGCACCACACGGAAGAAAUCCAACCUCGAGCCUGCCACUCGAAUCCCCGUCCGCCCUCGGAAACAUCAUCAGCAGACGUUCCUCUGUUUCUCGACCUUCGACUAGAAACAAGCCCCGUCAUACAUCUCAGUCCUCUACCUCGAGCAUUGACCCCUCCGCACAGUACUUUCAUGACCCCGAAGCCCGCCUUAAGCUACGGGUCUACCUCGCAUCCCCGCAGAAAUUCGACGAAGCCAUUGAGUUCGGGUUCCCUGCUCUGGACAAUGGGCAAAGUACUCCAAAGUCCCCUCACCCUGACCGGAGUCCCCUGAUAAAAGGCUUUACUGGAACAUUUCUGGAUGCCGAUGAUGAUAUGUCAAUACGGGGCGAAAAGAAGGAGUCACUCUCAAGCAUUUCGCGGCUUUCUUACGUUAUGGAGGCGCCUCUGCCGUCAGAAGAUCCGACGACGAUGAGUUCAACACCAAUAAAAACGCCCCUAUCGGUGCCAAAACAUUCACGCGAAAUGACGCUGCGGAUGACUUUGACAAGACCGGAUCUUCGAGAUGGCUCGUGUCCUACCCCAACAUCGACCACCGAUCCUUCAGGUUCACUCCCUUUGUCGCUGGUCGACGAUAACUCUGAUUUCUGGGAACAAGAUUCGGAUGACCAAAGCCUGAUGAAGAAGAUGUGGCGCAAGUUCCGCAGGCGGAAGGAGUGA
Aspergillus calidoustus is the source of this 882-nucleotide messenger RNA. NCBI's taxonomy places the organism in Eukaryota, Fungi, Ascomycota, Eurotiomycetes, Eurotiales, Aspergillaceae. The record is from the annotation of a GenBank genome assembly.